AUGCUGGUUUACAAAAGGUUGCAAAACUUGGAGCUUGUGGGAUAUGCAGAUUCUGACUUUGCUGGCAGCAUUGACAAUAGAAAAUCAACGAGUGGAAAUGUAUUUCUUCUUACAGGAGUUGCAGUGUUGUGGAAAAGUGUUAACCAAAAGGCACUCGCAACCUCGACAAUGGAGGCUGAAUUCAUAGCCUUGUUUGAAGCCACGAAGAAAUGGAUGUGGUUGAAAAAUCUCAUCACAUUCAUGAGAUUGGUUGACACCAUUUCGAGGCCAUUAAACAUAAUCUGUGACAACAAAGCAAAUGUGUUCUUUUCGAAGAACAACAAGAAAUUAGAAGCAACUCGUUCAAUGGACGUCAAGUAUCUAUCAGUGAAAGACCAUGUGAAGAAAUGA
Pyrus x bretschneideri (Chinese white pear) is the source of this 390-nucleotide messenger RNA. RefSeq names its product secreted RxLR effector protein 161-like. NCBI's taxonomy places the organism in Eukaryota, Viridiplantae, Streptophyta, Magnoliopsida, Rosales, Rosaceae. Bases 1 to 390 code for a protein of 129 amino acids. The record is from RefSeq and is a predicted model, not a curated record. The transcript has a single exon.